This is a messenger RNA of Egretta garzetta (little egret), 1138 nucleotides long. RefSeq names its product cathepsin L1-like. Gene Ontology annotation, cellular component: lysosome. The transcript has 8 exons. Gene Ontology annotation, molecular function: cysteine-type endopeptidase activity. The record is from RefSeq and is a predicted model, not a curated record. The coding region runs from base 84 to 854 and encodes 256 amino acids. NCBI's taxonomy places the organism in Eukaryota, Metazoa, Chordata, Aves, Pelecaniformes, Ardeidae. Gene Ontology annotation, biological process: immune response.
GAGAAAUCUGCAGACAGAAAAGUUGCUCCCCUUUCUCCCUGCCUUCGUUAGAGCCGGGUGGGUGCCAGUGGAGGCUGAGCGCCAUGGCCGUGCCACUGGGGCUGCUGCUGGCCCUGCUGGGCUGCACCACGGCGCUGGAUCCUGCCCUGGAGGAGGCCUGGGAAGGGUGGAAGAGCCUCCAUGCCAAGGAGUACCUAGGGGAGGCCGAGGCCGCCCGCAGGGAGGUCUGGGAGGAAAACCUGCGGCGCAUCCAGCAGCACAACUGGGAAGAGUCGCAGGGGCAGCACGCCUUCCGCCUGGCCAUGAACCACUACGGGGACCUGACAGACAAGGAGUUUAACUCGCUCCUGAACGGCUUCACCCCGGAGCAGCGGGAGGAGCCGGUGCCACUCUUCCAGGCUUCAGCAGCCCUGAAGACCCCAUCGGAGGUGGACUGGCGAGCGAAGGGCUACGUCACGCCCGUGAAGAACCAGGGGCACUGCGGGUCGUGCUGGGCGUUCAGUGCCACAGGGGCCUUGGAGGGGCUCGUCUUCAACCGGACAGGGAAGCUGGUGGUGCUGAGCGAGCAGAACCUCAUCGACUGCUCCCGAAAUCUGGGCAACAACGCUGCCACCCGCUUCCCCUUCCACUUCUACAAGUCGGGCAUCUUCAGCACGUUUUGCAGCCAGCGGGUGAACCACGGGAUGCUGGCUGUGGGCUACGGCACGAGCCAGGACCAUGGGCGCAACGUGAGCUACUGGAUCUUAAAGAACAGCUGGUCGGAGGUGUGGGGCGAGCAGGGCUACAUCCGCCUGCUGAAGGGUGCCGACAACCCGUGCGGGGUGGCCAACCAGGCCAGCUUCCCCGUGCUGUGAGCCAGGGCUGCGGUGGGAGAGGACAUCCCUCCCUUCCUCCCUCCCUGGGCAUCUCUCCCAGCCCUGGCUGUGGAUCCAGGGCUCUUUCCUUCUGGAAAAGGGCUUUUGUUUGUGUGCGGUGAGAAGCAAUUAAAAACGGCACAGCUAAUUGCUCCGCGCCUGCAAAUGGUGGCCAGGCAGGGUUUGGUGGCUGAGGCACGGCCGAUGCAGCCGGUCCUUUUCCUGGUGGGAAAGGCCAAGCUCCGUCUGCACGAGGCUCCUUCUCCGUGCCUUUCCUCCCGCCU